UGUCCACUACCCAAAGGCACCCCAUAAGUAGCUUAGAAUAUCUUUCUUUCUAACUUCAUUCCAACUAUUAAUUGGUUUAUAAUGGCAUUUAAUAUGUUAAAUUCCGUUAGGUCAUUUUCAUCUUCUUCGGUCACAAACAUGAUCCUUAAAAAUGUAACUGUUAUCGGUAGUGGUCUAAUGGGCUCUGGAAUAGCACAAGUUGCAGCUCAAACAGGCCAUGAUGUUACCCUAGUCGAUGUUUCAGAUGUUGUUCUUAAAAAUGCAACUGAUAAUAUUGAAAAAAGUCUGAAAAGGGUAGCCAAGAAGAAAUAUCCAGAAAAUGCUCAAGAGGCAGAUAAAUUCGUUUCAAGUACAUUGAAAAAGUUAAAAACUAGUACAAGCCCUGAUGAAUCUGCAAAGACGGCAGACAUUGUAAUUGAAGCUAUUGUUGAGAAUAUUUAUGUAAAACAGGAUUUAUUUAGAGCUUUGGAUAAAGCUGCUCCCAGCACCACAUUGUUUGCAAGCAACACAUCUUCUCUUUCAAUUACUGAAAUUGCUAGUGUUACUGGAAGGAAAGACAGAUUUGGUGGUUUGCAUUUUUUCAAUCCAGUUCCUGUUAUGAAACUUUUAGAGGUUAUUCGUACAAAUGAAACAAGUGAAGAUACUUAUAAUAAAAUGAUGGAUUUUGGAAACCAGCUUGGUAAAACAACAAUAACAUGCAAAGACACACCAGGUUUUGUAGUAAAUAGACUUCUAGUUCCAUACAUGGGUGAAGCAGUGAGAAUGCUUGAGAGAGGUGAUGCUUCUGCCAAAGAUAUAGAUAUAGCCAUGAAAUUAGGUGCCGGCUAUCCAAUGGGCCCAUUUGAACUUCUUGAUUAUGUUGGAUUAGACACUACAAAAUUUAUACUAGAUGGCUGGAGUGAAAAAUACCCUGAAAAUCCUCUUUUUAAACCCAGUGAACUUUUAACAAAAUUAGUUAAAGAAGGAAAGUUAGGAAUGAAAUCUGGCGAAGGCUUUUACAAAUAUCAAAAAUAACUUGAACUGAAAUAAUAUUUUUUGAAAAAUCAAAUAUGUAAAUCAUGUAAUGAAUACAAAAAAAUCAAUGCACUGUUUUUUGAUGUAAAUAAAUACUCUCUGGUAUAAAUUUACUAAUUCUAAUUGUUUUGUAUAAAAGUUUUGAAAUAAAUUAUUUUUAAUUUUG
Uloborus diversus is the source of this 1180-nucleotide messenger RNA. Its product is annotated as hydroxyacyl-coenzyme A dehydrogenase, mitochondrial-like. The transcript is spliced from 8 exons. Gene Ontology annotation, molecular function: NAD+ binding; (3S)-3-hydroxyacyl-CoA dehydrogenase (NAD+) activity. The record is from RefSeq and is a predicted model, not a curated record. Gene Ontology annotation, biological process: fatty acid beta-oxidation. Bases 82 to 1014 code for a protein of 310 amino acids. NCBI's taxonomy places the organism in Eukaryota, Metazoa, Arthropoda, Arachnida, Araneae, Uloboridae. Gene Ontology annotation, cellular component: mitochondrion.